GUAGCAUUUUGUUAAUUGAAUACUUUUACACAAUUUUAUGUCAGAUUGUUUUUUUAAACAACAGAUACAAUGUUUUUAUCAGUUUCAGUGUAGUAAAGUGUUGCUUAUGGGAUUUUUAUUUAAGCAUGUCAGUAUCUUAAAAAAAAAUGCAAAGUUGUAGAAACGUGUGCUUUUGUUGGCUUUUUGUUGAGGUUCUGAGUGCAAUGGCCUAUGAAGGGAACAUCAGUCAACAAAACAAGGAAAGUCUGCACUGCAAGCCAGGUUUCUACUGUCCUCUGGCCGGCUUUGGUCUAGUCCCCUGUCCUAAGGGAACUUAUGGGCCAACUGUUGGAGCUGUGUCCGAGGAAAGCUGUCUCAAAUGUCCUCCAGACCAUUACUGCCCUCGACCCGGCUUGCCUACCCCACUGGCCUGUGGUCCUGUGGCUCUGCAGCCUUUGUCUGGCCAGGAUGUCUGCAUCUGCCAAGGAGAAGGACAGAGUUUUCAGAGCAUGGAUGGACGCUGCUUAUGUACAAUCGGAUAUCAACCCACUAAUGACGGGGAAAUGUGUGUGAAAAAAGUCUACGAUGUCUGCAGGGACGGAAAAUCACGUACACAAUAUGGGGAAUGCUUGGACCAGCACCAAUGGUCGCUUCACUGCAAAGAUGAAGUGUGCCAAACAGCGGAGGACUACAGUGGUUAUGACAGGGAACUGGGUCUGUGUGUCUGCAGAGAGCCUCCUGGUGGAGCUGCAUGUGGAGGCCUAUGCAGAAGGAAGCUGGCCACCCAUCUAAAGCUCCAGUGCAGAUAUGAUAAAUACAUGGCCGUGACAUGGAGCUAUGGAAGUCAGGUGUCAAGUAUCUCAGGCAGUGUGCUGCACACCGUUUUUGAAAGGUGGGAUUCCCAGGGGACCCUGCAGUGCAGCAGCCAUCACAAAUCCUCACGUCCUGUCUACAUUGUUCAGACAACAGAGGAAGGAUUCUUUGGCCUCCUCAGUGGGCUCCCAGAGGAAAUUCAGCAACUGUUUCCAGACACCACUUCAACUGAGGAAGAUCAUAAUAUCCUGGAUGAACUCAAUCUUACAGAAAACGUCAGUAAUGCAAAAAGAGACCCUUAUUUCAGACGGUGGAAUAAAGACUUGAUUGACACAGAAGAUACGAGUCUGCUAAGUAGAACCGGAGUUCUCAACCCAGCAACAUGUCUCCACUUGGGAGAUAUUUUACUUUUCACCAUUAGCACUCACCAUUACCCGAUGUAUGAUGUUGAAAAUCUCUACAACACAAACAGUGAUUUUGACUGGGGCUCGUUCAGGCUGCUGGAAGAAAAGCUGACACUGUCCUGGACUCCUCCUUCCUUCUUCUCAGUGGUAUUUAGCCACCCUGGAGUUUAUGUCUUCAAACUUAGCAGCAACCAGCAUAAACACAUGUAUGUGCGAGUGAUGCCUUCAGGGGGCCAAUGUUAUGAGCCAGGGCCCUUCUUCCCAGCCAUCCCGAGACAUUUGACCCAAAUGGGAAUAAGCAGAAGACGUGACCUAUUACUUCGACCAGACUGGUUGGUGACGUUUGGGCUGCUUUUUGGAGCUGUGGUCAUUCUCUGUUUAUGUGUUGCACUGCUGAUUAUAUUCAAGGAGUAUGGGUGGCCAGAAAAGGAGCCAGUCAAAGCAAGGUAUCGGUCGUUGCAGUUGUCCUACCAAAUGGAUGACUAUGCAUCAAAAGGCUCAAGGAUUUACACAAUAAGGAAGACCAAUCGAAAUCAACAAGCCCAACAAAUGAAAGACUCCAUCCAACCAGCCUGUCUGGAUGUUUUAAAUGAGUUCUGGGAUUAUGAACACCAGGUGGAUUUGGAGGCUUUCAAUAGCAACACCUUCUAUAGCCUGCUGCUCAAACAAAGCUUGUCUGUCACUAAAAGGCUGGGGCAGCUCACGACUGAGGUAAAGGAGAUGUGUCAGGGAGUCCUUGGGAAAUUACAGCUGCUCCACCCAGGCAUGAUCGCUGAAGACAGGGUGGGGGAAGGUUACGAGAGGAUGAGGAAAGAGGUGGAGAAAGAAGUUGGGAGACGGAAAUCUUUGGCUUCCCAUCUACAAACUUUGCUCGAAAAUCAGCUAGAGAUUCUGAGGCGAGAACAGCAGGCCAAGCAGCGGGUCUACAGUAUGUUCUCAUCUUGGCUCAGGGAGUGCACCAGACUGCUGUCCAAGAAUUUCAGCAAUAACCAGUCAUCCUGUGAGCUACAAGAGCAAAUUUUUACAGAUAAGCUUAUGUCACUUGUGGAUGAAAUGGGGGAGCUGCUGACAACAGAGUGCCACCGUCAGGGAGCAUGGGGGCUGUUGGGUGAAGGUACAGGAGCCAAGCUGCUCUGCCCAGACACAGGGACUGUCCUGACCAAAGACGACAUCUUUGGUCCUGACGGGUCUUUGCGUGUCCCUGCUGCAGUUCACUGCGAUCCGGUCACCGGGCUCAUAAGGCCAAACACUCACAGCCACAUGUUGCUGAGCAGCGGCCACACCAUGGCAGUGCCCCCUGAUUAUUUCAUCCACCCACAGACUGGCAGAGUUUUACCCAUCGUUGGCAACGUGGCCUAUGACCCUGUCAGUUCUACGUUAGUCUUCACUACUGACCUUUGUACAGGUGAGACCAGAAAGUUGGACAGUCCCCUCCUUCCUUUUCUCCCUUAUCCAAUCUCCUGCCACUCCGAACAGCCAUUGCCUUGCAUUCAUCUCAAAGGCCUAAAACCUGGACAGAGGCUGCAGCUGGGAAUGCCCAUGGCCGAUCCAGACACAGGUGUCCCAGUUCCUACCUUGGCAGUAACUAUCCACCCACAGACUGGAUUAGUUUACCCACUGGGAGGGCUACAUAAGUGCCCACUUUCUCGCCUGUUGCAACCAAUACAAGUAGGGUAUCCCAUGCUGGACUCAAGGACAGGGAACAUGGUGCUCACUGUUGGGAUCAGUUUAGAUGUUGUAACAGGACACAUACAGCCAGUAGGUGGGGCACUACUCUGUGAGGUCUUCACUGAACCUUUAAGUGGACAAAUGGUGAGAGUUGGAGGAGCCACCAUCCGAGCCGGACAGUUGGUACCUCAUGCAGGAGGAUACCAAACCUUACUAGACAGCAAGGUUCUGCUCGAGAUGUUUAAAACAGUGGAUCUCCUGAAGCCACUAACUGAUGAAUGGAGCUCUGAUCCAAAUGGACAAGAAACUAACAAGAAUAUAGGUGCUCGAUUAGAUGAUCUCCUAACUGCAAGCAAGGAUCUUGAGCAGGCCUGGGGGAGGAGUCUGUACUGUGGGCUGCAGGUUUGGACCAGGUUUGAGAUGCUGCUUGAUUGGGCUCAGGGUCUCCAGCAGGAUGGUGGGACACUUGGUGAAAUGCCACUGCCAGAUUCAAAUAUGUGUCUGCCAGCUCUCUUGGGAAUGGAAUAUCCUGACCCUCUGGGAUCUGGUCUAAGUGUUCCUGUGCUCGGCUGCCAGAGGGAUCCUUUCUCAGGGAAAAUGAUUCCUUUGGCAGGAACCAUGGAAGACCCUAAAGGAAAAGGCCUGGUGGCAAUCCGUUAUGGAGCCCAGGCUGUGGAUCCCUUGACUGGACUGUUGGCCCCAGUAGUUGGAGCGAAGCUGGAUGUGUCCAGGAAAAUCAUUGUGCCUGUCACAUCUUCAUUCUGGCUGAUGAUGGCAGAGCAAACAGAUGGUGUACAGGUGGAGGCACUGCAGAAAGAAAUGUGUGUGAGAAAGAUAUACUGGGAGCAGCAAAGGCAGCGUGAGGAGGAUAUCCUCAUCGAUCUGGAUUCGGCUUUAUUCCAGCAUCUCUUUAGAGUUACAGAUUCAAAUUCACAGGACCAGUGGUCAGGGAAGCAUCUCAAAGAGGCAGCCACCGAGCUGCAGGACAUUGCCCAAACUGAAGUCCAAAGGAGAGCGGCCCAGCGCUCAUUCUUGGCUCUGGUCCUUCCCUCACAUGUUCUACACAUUCUUACAUGUGGUGAUGAAGAGGAAUGGGACCAGCAGUGUGCAUGGUACUCAGUGGUCAUUUCUGCCCUUGAUAAGCUGGAUGUGUGCAUGGAACACCUGCAACAAGACAUUGAGAAAUGGUCGUCUCAGCCAGAAGAGUGGUCAGCAAACCUCAAUGUGAUGGAUAGAGAGCUGAGAAAGAGAGAAACAUGGGAGCAGUGUUGUUCCAUUCAGACUGAGGUGGAUUCUGCUCUCACUUUGCUCCAUUUUAUCAGACAUGUCUCCCAGCUGCGUGCCAAUACUGUGCAGGGAGUACUCUGUGGACACUUUUGGUUCAAGAACUACGGCUUGGUCCAAGGCAGUGAAUAUAAGCCAAGCAUUACAAUAAUGGCUCUGCUCCAACAGAGGGCAGUGCUCCUGCUUGAAAGACUGAGUAUAAUCUUAGAAGAAAAACCAACUAGCCGUUCAACCAACAUCUUCAACCUGCAAAGCUCUGGAUUGUCUAGAAAGCAAGAGUCUUGCUUGGAGAUACCAUCAAGAGGGUGGACAGCAUCAGUGCCAGGGGUGAAAGGAGACUCAACCCAGUCCCCCAGGGAGCCUGCAUAUGUCCAGUUCCAGGAUGCUAAUCUUCAGACCUGCAAACGACAGGAUGCAUCCUCUGGUGUUCAGUCUCAAGGAAGUCAGCAGGCAAAAGAAACUGAUAAGUGUACUAAUAUGGCUGUUCCUGCUAUACGAGAAGAGCAAUGGAAAAGGCUGUUGGGGAUGUCUCCUUUAUUCCAGCUGUUAAAGAAACUAGAGCUACAGCUAAAGAGCGCGGCUGAGCGGGUUGUUUUUCUUAGACAAGAGCUUGACAACAGAGGGAACAGUUUUGUGGAUGUCCUUGAUGCUCAGUGGGAAUGUGAAGGAGAGCUGAUCCCUUUGGACCUGUCAGUCCUCAGCCCCAGAGAGUUCUUGGUCUACCAGCAUGGGAUAUUCCUCAUCAAUACACUACAUAAUCUAAAAGUGACCCCGGCUAUUUCACUUCAGAUAGCAGUGAGACUACCUAACAACAACUACUUCAAGAAUGCCUUCAGGAACUCCUUCUUUUAUCAGGAGGCAGAGGAGACGCUUUUUGUCCGCCGCCAGAGGCUGCAGUCUGUUGGUGGUUUCUCUCUUAUGCUGCUUCACUGUCUCUCACAUAUUAAAACUAAAGACAUGAGCUCCGACUUAAGUCCAGCGUUCCAGAGACUUUUCUACAAGACUCUACAAGAUUGUCUCCAAGAGCUUUUUCUGGCCAGGCUGAACAUCUGUUCUGGACAGGAAUCGAGAUUGUGUAUUGGUUUUCAGGAGCAAUGUGAUUUAAAGGAGGCUUUGUCAGAUCCCCUGGCUGUCUCAGUUCUUCAAAGGUUUCAUCAAACAAGCAGAGGAUUGCUAUCUGAAGAUGAGGUGGAGAAAAUGCAAAUGAAACACAGAGAAUCAUCUCUUUCAAUGCAUCUUGAUGAAUGUCUGAGGGAUAAGAGCUCUCUGGAUAAAGAGAGACCAGACUGGCUGAACCAACAUCUGUCAUAAUUUCAUGCUAGUAUAACUCUCUCCCAUCACACACCCUCCUUGCCACAAUUGUGAUGGUUCACUGUACCCAGAGAGAGUAUUCAUCUUCAAUCACAACGAUUGCAUGUUGUUGGGUUCAAUGUUACUGGUACUUGUACUCUGCAUCUUCCAAUUUAUCCAGGACAGGGUCGGACAGCAGUCUCAGCAAAGACUCCCAGAUUUCUGUCUCUUCAUAUACCUGCUCCAGCUCUUCUGGGGGUAAAGCACCCCAAGACCAAACAAGAGCCUCCCUCCAGAGUGUUUCUGGAGUUUUCACCCUUCUUGCCCAACCACCUUGUGUAGAAACCUAAUUUCUGCAGCUUGUAUCUGUGAUCUUGUUCUUUUGGUUAUAAUACAGAUUUCAUGACCAUAGGUAAGGGCAGGAAAAUAAACUGAUUGGUAAAUUUAAAUAUUUGCCAAGGUAUCAAAAGUGUAAAUACAAAUGCAAUGUAAUAGUAAUGAAAAGUUUUCAUUAUUAUCAGAAGAUAAGUCUGAGGACAUUUUCUCUAAUCAAUUUUUAAGAGGUAAGGAUACCUUUAAAUGUUUGAAAAAAAUUAAAUAUAGUCUUGAAUAUUACAAGCUACAUAACUUUGGAGAGUAGAACAGAAACUAGUCAAAAUAUCUCAAAGCACACUCUUCUACAUUCUUGCUGAAGUUUUGAUGUUAAUUUUUGGGGCUAUAAAAGAGGUCAAAUAAUUAGAACAGAGAAAUAAUUUUGUAUUAUAAUUAGUUUACCAUAUAUUCUGUUAUUUAAAUGGAUACAAUUUUUUUUCUCGAUCUGUUAACAACUUACUUAAUUUUUUUUUCACUGUCAUGUUUUUCUUUUAAUCAUAGAUUCAUUUAUGUUACUUUUAUAUCCCCCUAUAUUUUUUGCCUUGCGUAUGUGCUGCUUUAGUUUUUCUGCAUCCCAUUUCCACUUUACUUUUUCAAUUUUGCCUCAUUAUGCAGAUAAGGUGGGUUGACCUUCACUGGCUCAGCUCCACUACUAGAGAGCUCGUCAGACCACGUGAUGAGCAUGCAGUGCAUUGUGGGAAGAAAAAGCAAUCCUUUCAAAACAGCUGGUUAAAGACACAACAAAUUUUCUGUAACAAUGAUAAAAGUGAAGAAAGAACACAAAAUGGAGCAGCACAUGGAGAAUGUAGCUGGUCUGUACCACAAAGACUAAAUUGGAAAGGUGUGGUAUAUAGAGAUAAGAAAAGGGGUUAAAAGGCUGGAUCCAUAUGAGCAUGAGCAGACAGCUGAUUUGAAUAUCCUGCAAAACUUCAAACAUGCAUUUAUCUAUAAUUAUAUGACCCAGAAUGUGAGUGCCUACAAUCACAAAGUGUAUAGAAAAUUCAGCUCUCUGCAGCAGGUGCACAUUCAGUUCAUAGAUGGACGGUUGAACGAGCUAUUUUCAAAGUCGACCAGAAAACCAUUGUAUGCACAAAGGUAAUGUUUCAACCCAAUCUUUACAUACUUCUAGUCUGCAUGAGCUCAAAACCUCAUUAAUCAAUGUCCUUUUGCAAAGAAAACACAGCAUUCACAAUGUCAAUAAAAAAUAUGGAAAUUUUGAAUUAGUUAUCUGCUGAUGAUGAGUGUGUCUGCAGCAGUGACUACCUGAAACAAUUUUUUUUUUCUCUUUCCAUAACCUGAUUUAAUCCCAAGUUUAACAUUUAUUUUUAUUGUUCUGACAUUCUGUUGAAGUAACUGCUGCAUGUAAAAGUUGUAAUGUCCCAUAGUAAGUGUUA
Cyprinodon variegatus (sheepshead minnow) is the source of this 7204-nucleotide messenger RNA. RefSeq lists its product as uncharacterized. NCBI's taxonomy places the organism in Eukaryota, Metazoa, Chordata, Actinopteri, Cyprinodontiformes, Cyprinodontidae. The transcript is spliced from 34 exons. The record is from RefSeq and is a predicted model, not a curated record. Bases 147 to 5459 code for a protein of 1770 amino acids.